Molecule: messenger RNA, 6390 nt
Organism: Macaca mulatta (Rhesus monkey)
Lineage: Eukaryota; Metazoa; Chordata; Mammalia; Primates; Cercopithecidae
Source: RefSeq, a predicted model, not a curated record
GCCCGGGAGCCUCUCUGGCAACUCCAGCUGGGAGAACUGACAGUGCAUUGCUUCCCAGCAGGCAUCCCGGGGCAACAGUAUGUCUUUCGGGGCUGCUCUGGCCAGUGGCAGGAGGGGAGCCUUGUUUCACUUGUUACACUUCCACAAAGGGGAAACGCCGCCGCAUCCGGAGAGUGGGCUGCGGGCACUGCCGGGGCCCAGCCCUAUCCCUCCGGCCCCCGCCCCCUACUUCCUCCAGCCCCCUGAGCUUCUGGGGCAGAUGCAGCCGCCAUUCUCCUUGGGCCCUCCCCACGGGCUUUCUGGUCACAGUUCUCGUCUCCGUCGCCUGUGCCUCUGCUGCCGGGUUCCAAGGGGAGAUUGCCGGAUUCACUGUGCUGCUUUGGGAGCCAUUCACCCGGGACCCAGCUUGGAAAGAGGAGAGCUUGUUUGUGCUUCGGUUGGUUUGUGUUUAAAGACACAGCCGCAGGUAGGAAGUAGAAGAGAGUUGCAGUUGGACGUGUAGCGUUACUGAUGUGAUAGUCAGGAGCCGUUGACAGAAGAGCUGGAGCAGCCCACUUGCCUGGUUAAGGCACAGGUGGAGAGGCCAAGAGGGGUUAUUUUGUCAGGGAGCUCAUGAUAGCCCUGCCCUGCUGGGAUGGUGCCAAGCCCCUAGCUGAAUUGUUGAACUCAACUAGGCCGAGAGAAAUUGGGGCAGUCUCUGACCAAGCUGGGCUUCCUGAGGCCUGGUGCCAUCUGCUGUCUACACUCACCCAGGAAUGUUGGGGAGGGGGAAGGGAGGGCCCCUGCGGACCACCGUGGAGCUGAGCAUGCCUAGAUUGUCGCGUUCGUGUUUGUACCCUUAGGGUCUGGCACUUGGUAGUCACUCAGUUAAUGUUGCGUGAGUGGGUGAAGAGCUCAAAUGUAAUACAGGCUGCUGUCACUGACUAAAUGAUCUCAGUUUUCACUUUACUUCACAGUACAUCUCCUACCCAGUUCCAGGGCCAGGCUCCCCAUAAAGACCUCAAAAGUAAAUGAAUUCUUUCUGUGAUCCAGUGAUUUCUGCAGGAGUCCAAUGCUAAAGCAUUGGCCACCCAUUCAGCCUUCUACAUGGCCUUCAUCCCAUCUGAGCUCUCAAUCUGGUGAUCCCCUCAUUCAGCUAUUUGUUCAACAGGUCGUUCAUUCGUUCACCAAAAACUGAGUGUCCACUGCAUGCUAGGUACUGGGGAUACAGAGGUGGAUAGGCUCUCUUGUCUUUACUACACAGCUCCCAGUACAGAGGGGAGACAAUUUUCAGUAUGUCAAGUGCUGUGGUAGAGGUGAGAAUGGAAUGCUGUGGAAACAGCUCCCCAUGGGAGAGUCAGAGAAGUUGUGUCAGAAGUGACAUUUGAGCUGGUUUUUUGAAGAACGAGUAGGAGCCUACCAGUCAGAAAAGGAUGGAAGGCAUUCCAAAUAGAGAUCAUUUUGCAGGAAUGAGAGGUUAUAACAUUCAGGGAAUGGUAGGUUCCCCUGUGUAGACAAAAACAGCUGUAACUUGUAAAAAGAAUCUGGAAAGGAGGACUAGGGCCAGAAAGUGAAAGGAGCUCUUUGAAUGGCAUUAUAGAGAAUUUGAAUAUUAUCUUGAAGGAACUGGGGAGCAUCAGGAGGCUUUUAGUGAAGAGACUGUCAUGAUCAUUACUACCUGGUAGAAAGUUCACUCUCCUAUAUGAUGUGAGAUUGGGCUAGAGGAGUUGAGACAUAGGGCAGGAUAACCAGGCAAGAGGUGAUGAGGGCCCAGAUCCGGGCCAUGGUGGAGGAGAUGGCAUUUGGAGACACUGUAGAGGUAGGCUGGCCAGGACCUAGUGACUCCAAGUGAGGGGGAGGACUGGAAAGACUGGGGUCUCUGGUGCAAAUGGCCAGGAACUCAUCCCCAGCCUUAUGCUAACUGAUCUGUGUAUUCUAGAUGUGACAGCAUGGGGGUGGACUUUGAUGUGAAGACUUUCUGCCACAACUUGCGGGCGACUAAGCCACCGUACGAGUGCCCGGUGGAGACCUGCCGAAAGGUCUACAAGAGUUACAGUGGUAUUGAGUACCACCUGUACCACUAUGACCACGACAACCCACCACCACCACAACAGACUCCACUCCGCAAGCACAAGAAGAAGGGGCGCCAGUCACGCCCAGCCAACAAGCAGUCACCCAGCCCCUCAGAGGUCUCACAGUCACCAGGCCGUGAGGUGAUGAGCUAUGCACAGGCCCAGCGCAUGGUGGAGGUGGACUUGCAUGGCCGCGUCCACCGCAUCAGCAUCUUUGACAACCUGGAUGUGGUGUCAGAGGAUGAGGAAGCCCCCGAGGAGGCCCCUGAGAAUGGCAGCAACAAGGAGAACACUGAGACACCAGCUGCUACUCCCAAGUCAGGCAAACAUAAGAACAAGGAGAAGCGCAAGGACUCUAACCAUCACCACCACCACAAUGUUUCUGCGAGCACCACUCCCAAGCUGCCAGAGGUGGUCUAUCGGGAGCUGGAACAAGACACCCCUGAUGCCCCACCCCGGCCAACUUCCUAUUACCGGUACAUCGAGAAGUCUGCAGAGGAGCUGGACGAGGAAGUAGAGUAUGACAUGGACGAGGAGGACUACAUCUGGCUGGAUAUCAUGAAUGAGCGUCGGAAGACAGAGGGUGUAAGUCCCAUCCCGCAGGAGAUCUUUGAGUACCUAAUGGACCGACUAGAGAAGGAGUCGUACUUUGAGAGUCAUAAUAAAGGCGACCCCAAUGCGCUAGUGGAUGAGGAUGCUGUUUGCUGUAUCUGCAAUGAUGGUGAGUGCCAGAACAGCAAUGUCAUCCUCUUCUGUGACAUGUGCAACCUGGCCGUGCACCAGGAGUGCUACGGUGUCCCCUAUAUCCCUGAGGGCCAGUGGCUAUGCCGCCGUUGCCUGCAGUCACCCUCUCGUGCUGUGGAUUGUGCCCUGUGCCCCAACAAGGGUGGUGCCUUCAAGCAGACAGAUGACGGUCGCUGGGCCCAUGUGGUGUGUGCCUUGUGGAUCCCUGAGGUCUGCUUCGCCAACACGGUCUUCCUAGAGCCUAUUGACAGCAUUGAGCACAUCCCACCAGCUCGCUGGAAGCUCACCUGCUACAUUUGCAAACAACGGGGCUCAGGGGCCUGCAUCCAGUGCCACAAGGCCAACUGUUACACAGCUUUCCAUGUGACAUGCGCCCAGCAGGCUGGCCUUUACAUGAAGAUGGAGCCUGUGCGGGAGACAGGCGCCAACGGCACCUCUUUCAGUGUCCGCAAGACAGCCUACUGCGACAUCCACACGCCUCCAGGUUCAGCACGCCGACUGCCUGCCCUGUCGCACAGCGAGGGUGAGGAAGAUGAAGAUGAGGAAGAGGAUGAGGGUAAGGGCUGGAGCUCAGAGAAAGUCAAGAAGGCCAAGGCCAAGUCCCGGAUCAAAAUGAAGAAGGCACGGAAGAUCCUGGCAGAGAAGCGGGCAGCAGCACCUGUGGUGUCAGUGCCCUGCAUCCCACCACACAGGCUUAGUAAAAUCACCAACCGCCUGACAAUCCAAAGGAAGAGCCAGUUCAUGCAGAGGCUGCACAGCUACUGGACACUGAAGCGGCAGUCACGGAAUGGGGUCCCAUUGCUACGUCGCCUGCAGACACACCUGCAGUCUCAGAGGAACUGUGACCAAGUCGGGAGAGAUUCUGAGGAUAAGAACUGGGCCCUUAAAGAACAGCUCAAGUCCUGGCAGCGGCUCCGGCAUGAUUUAGAGCGAGCUCGGCUGCUGGUGGAAUUGAUCCGCAAGCGGGAAAAACUCAAAAGGGAGACGAUCAAAGUUCAGCAGAUUGCCAUGGAGAUGCAGCUGACCCCUUUCCUCAUCCUCCUUCGCAAAACCUUGGAGCAGCUCCAAGAGAAGGACACAGGCAACAUCUUCAGCGAGCCGGUCCCUCUGUCUGAGGUAACCGAAUUGGACGAAGUACCUGACUACCUAGACCACAUCAAAAAGCCCAUGGACUUUUUCACCAUGAAGCAGAACUUGGAGGCUUACCGCUAUCUGAAUUUUGAUGAUUUUGAGGAGGACUUCAACCUCAUCGUCAGCAACUGCCUCAAGUAUAACGCCAAGGACACCAUAUUCUACCGGGCAGCAGUGCGGCUUCGUGAGCAGGGUGGUGCUGUGCUCCGCCAGGCCCGGCGCCAGGCAGAAAAAAUGGGCAUUGACUUUGAGACGGGCAUGCAUAUCCCCCACAGCCUGACUGGAGAUGAGGCCACACACCACACUGAAGAUGCAGCUGAGGAAGAGCGGCUGGUCUUGCUGGAGAACCAGAAGCACCUGCCAGUGGAAGAGCAGCUGAAGCUGCUUCUGGAGCGGCUGGACGAAGUGAAUGCCAGCAAGCAGAGUGUGGGCCGCUCACGGCGUGCAAAGAUGAUCAAGAAAGAGAUGACGGCACUGCGGCGGAAGCUUGCCCACCAGCGAGAGACUGCACGUGAUGGGCCUGAGCGGCACGGCCCUUCGAGCCGGGGCAGUCUGACACCCCACCCGGCAGCCUGUGACAAGGAUGGGCAGACAGAUAGUGCCGCAGAGGAGAGCAGCAGCCAGGAGACAAGCAAAGGCCUGGGUCCCAACAUGUCCUCAACCCCCGCACAUGAGGUGGGCAGGAGAACCUCAGUUCUGUUCUCCAAAAAGAACCCGAAGACAGCUGGACCGCCCAAGAGGCCGGGCCGGCCCCCCAAAAACCGGGAGAGCCAGAUGACCCCCAGCCACGGAGGCAGUCCUGUGGGGCCCCCCCAGCUCCCCAUCAUGAGCUCCCUGCGUCAGCGCAAGCGGGGUAGGAGCCCCCGGCCCAGUUCGAGUUCAGACAGCGACAGUGAUAAGUCCACAGAAGACCCCCCAAUGGGUGAGCCUUACCAUCACCCAGCGCCCCAAGAGAACUUACCAGCCAAUGGCUUCAGCGGUGGAAACCAGCCAGUGAAGAAGAGUUUCUUGGUAUACCGUAAUGACUGCAGCCUUCCCCGGAGCAGCUCAGACUCUGAGUCCAGCAGCAGUAGCAGUAGCAGCGCUGCCUCAGACCGGACCAGCACAACACCCUCAAAACAAGGCCGGGGUAAACCUUCCUUCUCUCGGGGCACUUUCCCAGAGGACAGCAGUGAGGAUACCUCAGGCACUGAGAAUGAGGCCUACUCCGUGGGCACUGGCCGCGGCGUGGGCCACAGCAGUAAGUUCCCUUGCCCAAGGCCAGGGAUGCUGGGGACCCAGUGUCAGGGCCUCGCCAGCCCCCCAGCUGCUGAUCCACCCCCUCUCCCCCAUUCCUGUGAAGUGGUAAGGAAGAGUCUGGGCCGGGGAGCUGGCUGGCUGUCAGAGGAUGAGGACUCCCCGCUGGAUGCUCUGGACCUCGUGUGGGCCAAAUGCCGAGGGUAUCCAUCAUACCCAGCUCUGAUCAUUGAUCCAAAGAUGCCCCGAGAAGGUAUGUUCCACCAUGGAGUUCCCAUCCCUGUGCCCCCACUGGAGGUGCUGAAACUUGGGGAGCAGAUGACCCAGGAAGCCCGAGAGCAUCUCUACCUCGUCCUCUUCUUUGACAACAAACGAACCUGGCAGUGGCUGCCGAGGACCAAGCUGGUUCCUCUGGGUGUGAACCAGGACCUAGACAAGGAGAAGAUGCUGGAGGGCCGCAAGUCCAACAUCCGCAAGUCAGUACAGAUCGCCUACCACAGGGCUCUGCAGCACCGCAGCAAGGUGCAAGGCGAGCAGAGCAGUGAGACCAGCGAUAGUGAUUGAUACUGCUCAACACAGCCCAACCUACACAGGGUCACACAACCCUGUGACCUCUCUCCUCCCCUUUGCUCACUGUCCUGGAGUGGCACCGGCCUCUGCACUGACUCAUUUCUGGUCUUGGGGCCAGUCUCAGGGGAAGCUGGGUGGGGGAGGUCCCUCCUGCCCUAAGUGCAGCUGGACUGUACAGAACACUCCAAGGGCCAGUGGCAGUUCAGUGCAAGGAGAGGGAGGGCCCACAGGUCAGAAAGAGCUCCAGAGACCUCACAGCAUUGUAGGGCGGGGUGGUGGGCCAAAGUUAGGACACUGCAUAAAACAGGCCAUCCCACCACCUCUACCUGCUCAUGCCAGGAGAAUCUAUAACUGCCUAGAGGCCUGAGGCCCCUACCAGUGGUGAGGUGAGCGGGCAUCUGUCCAGCCUGGAAGAGGGGCACUAGGUGACUCCCUCCCCUGCUGUUGUAAAUAACUGUAAUUAUCGGAGAAUUUAAAUUAUUCUCAUUUGUAACUGCGUUUCCGGGUCGCGCCAGAGUCAUUUGGUACAAAAAAAAAAAAAAAAAAAAGACUGGGGCCUGUCCCCAUUUCCCUUCUCUUUCCCAUAGAUUCCCCCACCUUUCAAACUGGUUUGUAUUUAUUUCAAAGGAAGAAAAUAUAUUGAUUCUUAGAAAAUAAA